AUGCCCAUGGCUUCCUGGAGCUUUAUUGCUAUUAAGGGAUGUCGAAAAAAUUGUAUUGUAAGAUUAGACGCAGAUGAUAAAAUUGAUAACAAUAUAAAAGAAAUAAGAAAAGCACUGAGCGAGUCGUUAAAAACCAAAUCUUAUACCGAUACGAUAAAAGACGAAUUUGAAUUAAUAGACGAAGCUUUAGUAACAAACGAAUUUAAUCUGAUUUGGAAUAAUAGAUUAAUAACAGGAGGAUAUAGAGCGUGGCGAAAGAAAAUUACAAACGCUAUUUGGAAGAACGAAAUUUUAAAUAGUGAUAAACUAGAUGAUUUAUUCGUAUAUAAUUACAAAAAAGAAUUUGAUUGGAUUACAACGUUGGAAUUUAUUAGUAAUAGAAUAAACUUUUCUUCAAGACAAUGCGGUGAUAAAGACACGAAAGAUCGUUCGUAUAGGAUCAAGAAUAUUUUGAAAGAACUACCUACAUACAAAACCUUAUAUAAAAGAAAUACCAAUAAAAUAGCUUCACCGAAAUGUAUAAGGUGCGGGAAAAAGGAAGAAGAAGAUUGGGAUCACGUCUGGAUUUGCGACGAUAACGAAUUCUCGAUCGACGAUAUAAUACAAGAAUCACCGUAUAAAUUUGAAUUAGAAUUAGUAGCUCAAAACAAAGAUAAAGAUAUAGAAAUAUUAAGAAAUUAUCUUUGCAAUUUUUUGACUAUACUUGAAAGUCCUUCAAUAAUUCUAAGAGGAAAGAGCAGAAAAUGGGAAUUGAUCAGAGGAGUUUUUAACAAUAAUUUUAACAACAUAUCAAAAAUCAAAGAAGAAAAGACGGUCAUAAAAGAGCUUUGGAAUUUCAUAUAUGACGAAAUAAAGAAAAGAAUUCGGAUUCCACGAUGUGAUGAGAUCAAAAGAUUAGAAGAAAAAGAGGAAAUAAAGAAAUCCGAUCUACGAUUAAAGAAGCAGGUAUCAGAAGAUAAUCAGAACGAAAUAUUAGAAACAGAAAAUAGUAAAAACAAAAAAACAAAAGAAAAUAUAGAAAAAACCAAGAAAAAUAAUAUAAAUAACCAAAUUAAAAUAGUAACUUUAGGAAAAUUAACAGGUGCAUUAACGGACGGUAUUAAUAUAGAUAGAAAAUGGGAUACGAUAGUCAAAUUACCAUUUUAUUAG
This is a messenger RNA of Rhizophagus irregularis DAOM 181602=DAOM 197198, 1149 nucleotides long. RefSeq lists its product as uncharacterized. The record is from RefSeq and is a predicted model, not a curated record. Lineage: Eukaryota; Fungi; Glomeromycota; Glomeromycetes; Glomerales; Glomeraceae.